AUGGAGGAUAUUGAUUGGGAUCUUCAUGCUGUGGUCAGAGGCUGCACCACCUCUACCUCCACCACUUCCACAACCACCACCACCACCACCACCAACAGCAACUGCAACAACAACACUACUGCUAGUGGAUAUAGAUCAGAUUAUUAUCCUCAAUAUUCUUGCUUUUCUGGUUUUGGUAGUGAACAAGUUGGCCAUCUUUUCUCUCAUCCAGAUCCCUUUGAAACAAGAAAUGCUAUUGGAGAGUUGCAUGAGCUGUACAAGCCAUUCUUUCCCAAAUCUCAGCAGCCCCUUUACUCUCCACAAUCCUGCACACCUAUCUCUUCUUUUUCUUCUUUUACCAGUUUUGCCAAGGAACAGCCAAAACAACAACAAAAACAGUCCCAGCCUAAGCAAUCUCAUGCCGGUUCUGUGACUAGCAGUGCAAAUUCUCAUACACCUCGAUCCAAAAGAAGAAAGAACCAGCUGAAGAAAGUAUGCCAAGUACCAGCAGAGGCUCUCUCUUCAGAUGUGUGGGCAUGGCGAAAAUAUGGGCAAAAACCAAUCAAAGGCUCUCCAUAUCCAAGGAGUUAUUACAGAUGCAGCAGCUCAAAAGGGUGUUUGGCCCGGAAACAAGUGGAGAGAAACAGAUCCGACCCUGUAAUGUUCAUAGUGACCUACACAGCAGAGCACAACCACCCUGCACCAACACACAGAAACUCUCUAGCAGGCAGCACCCGUCAGAAGACCUCAACACCACAAACUAGUACAGCUAUUGAUUCUGACAAAACAUCAUCACCAACCAAACCCACUUGCUCAUCUCCAGCAACUUCCCUGGAAGAUGAGCUAUUAGCUCAAAAUACUUCAAACACAGAGUUAAGCAGAGAAGAGAAAGAUAUAACGGAAGACGAUGAUGAAGAUGAGCUUGGUGGGUUCUCGGAUAUAGCUGUUAGUGAUGAUUUCUUUGCGGGUUUGGAGGAGUUUGUUGGUCCGGCCACAGGAGAUUACUUCUCCGAUCAUUUUCCUGCAAAUUUUGGCCUGCCCUGGCAUGCUAACAAUGCUGCCACAGCAGCCGGAAGUAUCUGA
Molecule: messenger RNA, 1062 nt
Organism: Dovyalis caffra
Lineage: Eukaryota; Viridiplantae; Streptophyta; Magnoliopsida; Malpighiales; Salicaceae
Source: the annotation of a GenBank genome assembly